This is a messenger RNA of Penicillium concentricum, 441 nucleotides long. RefSeq lists its product as uncharacterized. Bases 1 to 441 code for a protein of 146 amino acids. The transcript has a single exon. The record is from RefSeq and is a predicted model, not a curated record. Lineage: Eukaryota; Fungi; Ascomycota; Eurotiomycetes; Eurotiales; Aspergillaceae.
AUGACCUACAACCUCUCAAUAGAAGUCUUCGGGCCCGGCGAUAGCCCCACACACCGAUCCCACUGGGGGUUCAUGAUCAACAAACCCGGGAAUCUGGAAUUCGGCGAUCUCCUCCAAGUCGAGGUCAUCGAUUCGGACAGGCUGUGGUACGGAUUUGCGCCUCGGUACGCGACGAAGAUCAUCGAUAAGGCGGCAGUGGGGAUGUGCAAGAUUGCCGAUCUCACGUCUCAACAACGACACGACGUGAUUAAAGUUAUUGAAAAGGUGCCAGCCCCGAGAGAUUCCAUUGGCCGGUGUCAAGACUGGACUUUUGAUGCUUUGCUAUCUUUGGAGAUUGAAGAGCUCGUUCCUUCUGGUACUUCUGAAUUCUGGAAGGGGAUGAUUGGUAGACCGGCGCGAGAAGUUGCAGCAGCUUGUGGAACGAAGUGGACUGCCUUUUGA